Messenger RNA from Branchiostoma belcheri (Belcher's lancelet), 1204 nucleotides. Its product is annotated as red fluorescent protein drFP583-like. The record is from RefSeq and is a predicted model, not a curated record. The transcript is spliced from 6 exons. NCBI's taxonomy places the organism in Eukaryota, Metazoa, Chordata, Leptocardii, Amphioxiformes, Branchiostomatidae. Bases 229 to 879 code for a protein of 216 amino acids. Gene Ontology annotation, biological process: bioluminescence.
AAUUACAUUUGAUUGCAGUUGCUGAAAAGGAUUUUUUUUACAUGAUACUCAUGUGAUUCUCACCUGAUUCUUCCGUGCAUUGUUUCUAAAACUCCUCCCCUUUUUGAAAAAGUGAAUAAAUACACCGUCUCCAGGACUGCAGCUCAUACUGCGAGAAGCUGUACUUUCAGAGUUCUCUCAAUUCUCCAGACGACACCAGUCUUCACAUCGUCGCCAAUCAGCGCAACCAUGUCUCUCCCGACAAGCCACGACCUGCACAUCCAUGGCUCCAUCAACGGUUUGGAGUUUGAUAUGGUGGGAGGAGGAAGCGGCAACCCGAAAGACGGGUCCGUGGAGACCCGUGUGAAGUCCACCAAAGGUGGCCUGCAAUUCUCCCCGCUAAUCGUGGGCCCCCAUCUGGGGUACGGGUUCUACCAGUACCUGCCCUUCCCCAGCGGACCGUCGCCUUACCAGGCCGCCAUGAAGGACGGAGGGUACAAGAUGCACCGUACCAUGCAGUUUGAGGACGGCGCCGUUCUGACUGCCAACUAUCGUUACACCUACGAGGGCGGCAAGAUCAAAGGAGAGUUCCAUCUGGUUGGCAGCGGUUUUCCCGCCAACGGACCCGUGAUGACCAACUCCCUGGCCUCUCAGGAUCGGUCCGUGGCGAAGCUGACGAGUGUCGACGAUCACACCGUGGUCGAAAACAUCGACUGGGCCUACCGCACCAGCGACGGCGGAAGCUACCGUGCCAAUGUGCGGACCAACUGCACCUUCGGCAGGCCGGCCGCUGGCGUCAAGGGGAACAUGCCCAUGUUCGUGUUCCGUCAGCUGGAGAUCUCGGGCUCCAAGAGCGAGAUCAGCCUGCAGGAGAGGCAAAAGGUGUUCUCCGAGGUGUAGGGAGCGCCCUGCACGCCGGCAACGGAUUGUAUUUGCUUUAAACUUCCUGAGAUAGAUUUCACUGUAUCUCUGAGAUAGAUUUCACUCUGUUUCUGAGAUAGAUUUCACUCUAUCUCUGAGAUAGAUUUCACUCUAUUUCUGUAGUAAGGCCACACUGAUUUAAUUUCAUGUCAUCCGCGCGCAUAUCAACCUGAUAUUCACUAGUACGGAACGUUUCCUGCAUGUAUUUAAAACACUUGAAACACUGAACACUCAUCUGUGUAUGUGAUGAAAAAAAAAGCUUUCUAUCUUAACUAAAAUGGUGGCUGGGCAAAUUUGAAACAAU